Molecule: messenger RNA, 1569 nt
Organism: Beta vulgaris subsp. vulgaris (sugar beet)
Lineage: Eukaryota; Viridiplantae; Streptophyta; Magnoliopsida; Caryophyllales; Amaranthaceae
Product: UDP-glycosyltransferase 76B1
Exons: 2
Coding region: 102-1472 (456 amino acids)
Molecular function (GO): UDP-glycosyltransferase activity
Source: RefSeq, a predicted model, not a curated record
GCAAAUCACCCAACUCCACAUAAAAUGUGGCACACAGCACAAGAAACGUUUCAUAUGUAGAAGCACGAGAUUGAAGAUUGAGGAAUCAGCCAAAAGCUCCAAUGGAGGUGGUGAAGCAGCAAAGCAAGAUAAGCCGCAGAUUACUGCUAUUUCCUGCACCAUUUCAAGGCCAUCUAAACCCAAUGCUUAAUCUAGCAACUAUCCUUUAUCAUAAAGGCUUCUCCAUCACCAUCAUCCAAAUUCCUUAUAAUCCUGUAAAUCCUACCCAUUAUCCACACUUCACCUUCCACCUCUUAAACAACAGCUUGCUAGAGUCAUAUUCCAAGAACUCCCCUCCACCUGAUUCUGUCACAGUCAUAACUGACAUAAAUAAAACCUGCUCAGAACCAUUCCGGGAUUGCUUGUCUCAAAUCUUAAGCGAGGCUGCUACAAUAGACCAGAUUCAGGAGCCUAUUGCUGCCUUGAUUGCAGAUCCUCUAUGCAUAUUUGUUGGUUCAGUCGCCACAAGCUUUAACCUUCCGAGGAUAGUACUGAGGACUGGCAGCGUGUCGGCUCUACUGGUUUAUUGUUCCUUGUCCUCCUUGAGAGAAAAGGGUUAUUUCCCUCCCCAAGGUACCAAGUUAGAAGAACCACUACCAGAAUUUCCUCCACUAAAACUCGAGGACCUUCCUUCAGAGACAUAUCACGACCUACUGGAGACUCUAGUCCGAGAGACCAAGACUUCCCAAGGAGUCAUAUGCAAUACCUUUGAAGAGAUUGAAGAUUCUUCAAUAGCCAAAGUUCAACAAACCUUUCCCGUGCCCAUCUUCCCUAUAGGCCCUUUGCACAAACAAUGUCCAGCUUCUGCGAUCAGCAUAAGCCCGCAAGACCAAACUUCCAUUGCCUGGCUAACUACACAAGCACCCAAGUCCGUACUAUAUGUGAGUUUUGGGACUGUUGCCUCGAUGAGCAAAACUGAAUUUCUUGAGCUGGCCUGGGGACUGCUUCAAAGCAUGGUGCCUUUCCUGUGGGUGGUACGCCCUGGGUUGAUCCAAGGCUCAGAAGCCAAUGAUCCAUUGCCAGAAGGAUACCUUGAAAUAGUGGCUGAAAGAGGAUAUAUUGUCAAAUGGGCCCUUCAAUUCGAGGUUUUAUCCCACCCAGCUGUUGGCGGAUUCUGGACUCACAAUGGAUGGAACUCGACUUUGGAGAGCAUUUGUGAAGGAGUGCCAAUGCUUUGCCAACCACUCUUUAGUGACCAAUUUAUGAACGCGAGGCAUGUGAGCGAUAAUUGGAGAGUAGGAUUGAAGUUGGAAAAGGGGAUAAAACGGGAAGAAAUAGCAAGGGCAAUAAGAAAACUGAUGCUGGAAGAAGAAGGUGCACAGAUGAGGAGCAGAGUAACAGAUUUGAAGGAGAAAGCUGAUCUCGGUCUCAAGGAAGGUGGUUCUUCAUACAAAUCUUUAAAAAAGCUUAUCAGCUACCUACUAUCAUUUUGAUCCAUUUAUCCAUUGUAUCAUUUGAAUAUUGGCAUCAAGCCAAUUAAACUUUGAGGAAAAAAAAAAAGUGCAAUCAUAUGUGCUUGUUCAAGUCUUA